Suillus discolor is the source of this 1947-nucleotide messenger RNA. Its product is annotated as WD40-repeat-containing domain protein. Lineage: Eukaryota; Fungi; Basidiomycota; Agaricomycetes; Boletales; Suillaceae. The record is from RefSeq and is a predicted model, not a curated record. Gene Ontology annotation, molecular function: protein binding. The coding region runs from base 1 to 1947 and encodes 648 amino acids. The transcript is spliced from 8 exons.
AUGUCUUCCUCUGCUAGUAAAACGCCACGUCAUACAAUGCGAGGCCAUACCGACUGGAUAAGCGGUAUCGUACACUUGCAGGGCGGACGACACAUCGUAACAUGUUCGUUGGACGGCUCACUCCGACUAUGGAGCUUAGAGAGCGGCGUACAGAUAGGUGAGGACUGGCGGGACGGGAAUAAUGCAGUGCGGUCUAUAGCACUGUCUCCAAAUGGAAAGACAAUUGCAAGCGGAAGCGAGGACGGGAAAGUGAGGUUGUGGGACGUCAAAACAAAAAAGGUCAUUGCAAAAUGGAUGGGACACACCAAUGUUGUGUGUGCAUUGUGCUGGAGUGCAGAUGGCGAGCGACUAGCGAGUGGAUCCUGGGAUGGGACGACAAGAGUCUGGGAUGUUGACAGCAGCAAAACUGUCCUGACAAUCGAGACCGGGCAUGAUUGGGUGUAUGCGGUGAUGUACUCGCCUGACUCUUCAAAACUUGCGACGAGCGGUUAUAAGGAGAGCGCUGUGCAUAUCUGGAAUGCGAAGACAGGCGAACGUCUCAAGACACUUGAAACAUCUGAAACACACAGCUGGGCUUUCGGCUUGGCAUGGACGUCGGAUGGAAGCAAGCUUCUCUGCAGUUCAUAUAGCCCGAUUAGGAUAUUCGACACUGCCACUUGGCAGCAGAUUGCCACGCUUGAAGACGGUCACAGUGACGUUGUCUUCGCCAUCUCCUUAUCUCACUGGGGCACCCGCCUCCUUGCAAGUGCAUCAUGGGAUAAAACAGUGCGUUUAUGGGAUCCUCAGACCAAACGCCCAGUCGGACCACCCCUACAGCACAAAUGGGGUUUGCGCUCUGCAGCCCUUUCCCCUGAUGGAAAGACGCUAGUCACUGCUUGCGAAAACAAGAACGUGUACGUAUGGGACGUUCAUGCCAUCCUCAACUUGAAAGAAGCUGGCCCUGAAAACCUACUAUCCAAAAAUAAUUCAAGAAUACAGCGCAUAUUCCGCUCUUUGCUCGAUGGCAAGUCAUUUUUGGAAGCUGAUGUUACGCAAUAUCCCGACCAGUUGGGUGGACUCGAACACAACACAUCUCAAGGCGGUUCAGACAUACAGCACACACUGCCCUCUUCGCUCGAUAGCAAGUCGUUUUUGGAAGCUGAUGCUACGCAAUAUUCUGACCAGUUUGGUGGUGUCAAUGAGCUCUCACCAACGUUUUUUGACGGCAUGGAAGCCGAUGUUAAUUCCUCUCCAAUUGGUACACACCCUCAUUCCUCCGUAAAUGCACUCCUUUCAUCGCUCCUCCACCGCUUUCGACACAAAAAUGGUGAAGCGACUGAACUUCCGGAACCCUCCACGCCUUCGCGGUUAGAUCCGCAUGUGCUCCUAGCUCGCCUUUCCUCAUUUUUACCUCGACCUCGGCCCAGAACUGAUGAAGAAGCCGAACCUCAUACCACAACGCCUUUCAGUUUGCGUCCAGAUGCACUUUUCAGUCGGUUGUCCUCACAUUUCCGCUCUCAACCCCACACCAACGAGAAAAUCGAACCGCAACGCUCAAGCCGUCCUCAUGUUGUCGAAGUGGCUCCAAUACGGGACAAGCAGUCUUUGGUUGUCGCUCGGGGGCCAAAUUUCAUGAAAGCAAAACGAGCAUAUGAGCAAACCCAAUCAUAUGGCCAACCCCAGGCGUCGUCAUCGCACAGUCAGCCUACCGAUGCCUCGGGACCCGCGAAACCUCCUGUUCCAGGUGCUAGCACUGCCACAGCAGUCUUGCUAUCUCUUUCACCAGUGCCCCUCCUGGCACAGGAUAAAUGCAGCGCCACCAAGCACCAUUGCGAGAUGAAUGUCUUUAGUCCACUUGGACUCGUUGCAGACCCACGCAGCAACACUCUGCGUACUGUCUCGCCUCCUUCGAAUCUUGACGCUUUGAUCUGCAACACCAAGCUCAACAAGACCUCAAAUCAUGUCUAA